Molecule: messenger RNA, 1022 nt
Organism: Pseudophryne corroboree (corroboree frog)
Lineage: Eukaryota; Metazoa; Chordata; Amphibia; Anura; Myobatrachidae
Gene: ANAPC16
Product: anaphase promoting complex subunit 16
Exons: 4
Coding region: 97-450 (117 amino acids)
Biological process (GO): protein ubiquitination
Cellular component (GO): anaphase-promoting complex; kinetochore; cytosol
Source: RefSeq, a predicted model, not a curated record
ACGUAUGAGGCGGUACGCGCAGAAUCUGUCGCAGAUCGGAGAAAGGAGCCCAGGAAACGUGAGUGACAGGCUCAGCUGAGCGGCCAGCUGUUUAAAAUGGCUGCCUCAUCUUCGUCCUCUUCAGCUGGAGGUGUCAGCGGGAGCUCUGUCACAGGGUCUGGUUUCAGUGUUUCGGACCUGGCUCCUCCACGGAAGGCACUCUUCACGUGUCCGAAAGCAGCAGGGGAGAUGUUGGAAGAUGGCUCUGAGAGAUUCCUGUGCGAGUCUGUGUUCAGCUAUCAAGUAGCAUCAACUCUGAAGCAGGUGAAGCAUGGUCUAAUCUUUUCAGAUCAACAAGUGACUCGAAUGGAGAAGUUGGCUGGGUUAGUGGAGGAACUGGAGGCUGAUGAAUGGCGAUACACACCGAUCGAGCAACUCCUGGGUUUCACCCCUUCUUCAGGAGGAAAGUGACCAAUUUGGGGUGAUUCUUAAACACCUGUCUGGCAAUGCACAAUAACCAAAGUGUGUACUUCAGGGCAAGGUCAUGAGUAGGUUUUCCAGCUGAGCUGGUAAAACAAAGGGCUCGAAAUAGGAUAGAAAAACUCAAUUCUUCUAAAACAAAUGUAUGCUAGUGCAACCAUCUAAUAAUCAGUCCUUCUUCAUCAGAUGACAGAGCAAAUGUAUAGAUUUCAUAUGCAACUGGUGAAAGCAAUAUUUGCAUUGGAAUGGAUCUAUAAUACAAUGAGCAAAUCACUAUUUGCUCUCUGACCCUGUUUGCAUUCCCUCAGCAGUGAAUGGAUGUCCUGUCCAUAGCUGCAUCGUAUCUGCAUAGGAAGGGAGGGGCUUCCAAGCACUAGAACAUGUUUACUUGGUUGUUUUAUGUUCCACAGUGCAGGUGCGUGAGGUACUUGCUUGUUUUUCUUUAAAGUAUUUUUCUGUUGCAUUGUUUUAACAUUUGUUGUAUGAUGCUAUAAUGUUCUUAUUUUCUUUUUAUGUUUUUAUUUCCCCCUAAAAUAAAGAUGAGAACUAUGUUGACGUUUAAA